Messenger RNA from Python bivittatus (Burmese python), 630 nucleotides. RefSeq names its product claudin-4. The record is from RefSeq and is a predicted model, not a curated record. Gene Ontology annotation, molecular function: structural molecule activity. NCBI's taxonomy places the organism in Eukaryota, Metazoa, Chordata, Lepidosauria, Squamata, Pythonidae. Gene Ontology annotation, cellular component: membrane; bicellular tight junction.
AUGACCUCCAUGGGGAUGCAAGUCAUGGGCAUUGCCUUGUCCGUGAUCGGCUGGCUGGGUGCCAUCCUCUGUUGUGGGUUGCCCAUGUGGAGGGUGACAGCCUUUAUAGGCAACAACAUUGUGGUGGCCCAAAUUAUUUGGGAGGGCCUAUGGAUGGACUGUGUGGUCCAGAGCACGGGACAGAUGCAAUGCAAGGUCUACGAUUCUAUGUUGGCACUGGCGCAGGACAUGCAGGCUGCUCGGGCUCUGGUGGUCAUUGCCAUCGUGCUGGCCAUCAUUGGCAUCUUCUUCUCCAUCGUUGGAGGAAAGUGCACCAACUGUGUGGAAGAUGGAGCUACCAAAGCCAAGGUGAUGAUCGUCGCUGGAAUUAUUUUCCUCCUCUCCAGCAUCACGCUUCUCAUUCCGCUCUGCUGGACGGCAAAUAACAUCAUACGAGACUUCUACAACCCCCUGACUCCAGAGAGCCAAAAGCGGGACCUGGGUGCUUCUCUCUACAUUGGUUGGGCCUCCUGCAGCCUGCUGCUCUUUGGAGGAGGGCUACUGUGCUGCAACUGCCCCCCCAAACCCGAGAAACCCUAUUCAUCAAAGUACACAGCAGUUCAAUCGAGGCCGGCCAGCAACUAUGUCUAA